GAACGCGAGUGCGCGUGCGCGUGCGCGAGCGGCGGGGCUUUCUCCGGAGCCGUCGGAGGGAGCUGGAGCGCUUCUCCCGAGGCAGUUGGUGAUCAGUCGGUCAGAGCCCAGCAUGCAGAAGUGAGUGGUGAAAAGCAGCAGAGCUGAUGGGUCAUGAGGAUGUAAGUGUGUUGGAAGGCUCUCACACCCCCUACUCCAGGACAGAAUCAUGAAUAAACUGGAGGACAAGAAGGACCAGAUGAUACCAUGAAGAGAAGUUUACAGGCCCUCUAUUGCCAACUGUUAAGCUUCCUCCUGACCUUGGCCCUGACUGAAGCACCGGUAUUUGCUGCCCAGGAACCAUCUCCCAGGGAGUCUCUUCAGGUCCUGCCUUCAGGCACCAUGGUGACAGCACCGCUCAGCUCUGCCAGACACUCCUCCCAGACGGCUGCCCCCAUCUCCGUGGUGACGCCAAGCCCCCAUCCUAACGGGUCCUUCUCACGGGCUGAGGCCCCCGUGGCAACAACACCACCCUAUCCAGAUGGACACCCUCCUGCAAACACCUUCUCCACCACUUUGGCGACAGCAGCCACCCGUCAUGCUGAAGGCCCCCCCACCACAGGGCCCCUUCCUCCUGCCAUGGCAACCACAUCCUCCCACUCAGAGCGCCACCCCCUGGGGGAGGCUGGGCCCACCAUCCUGCUGACAAAGCCGACUGGAGCCACCACCCGCCCCGCCACUGCGCCCCCCCAGGCCAGCACCCGCAGGCCCCCCAGGCCCCCAGGCUCUUCCCGAAAGGGGGCUGGUAGUUCUUCACGCUCUGUCCUGCCUGCGCUCGGUGGCCACUCCGGAAGAAAGGAGGGCCAGCAGGGAAGAAACCAGAGCUCCACAUAUCUGGGGCAGAAGCCGUCCCUGGGGAAAAUCUUUCACUUCUACAAAGGCAACUUCACAGGCUCGGUGGAGCCCGAGCCCCCCAGCCUCACCCCCCAGAGCCUGCUCUGGGACUUCUCCUCCUCGCCACAGACCCAGGCAGCGACCACAACCAGGGCGCCCGGCAGGACCUUAUGGGCGCCAAGCACCGCCCCCUCGGUGCGCACGGAAGACAAGCCCGGCCUUAGCAGAGCUGACCAGGGGGGUGGCCCCACCUUCACCAGCCAAGGGGGGGCACCAGGGGCCACAGCAGCCUCAGGUGCCCCUGCCAGUCCGCAACCCACCCCAGUGCCUUCUCAGCGCCCCCGUGCUGACCCACGCGGCGGCACCGGCCACAGUGACUCCUGGCUGGCUGUCACCCCUGGAACCAACAGACCUCUGUCUGCCAGCUCUGGGGCCUUCAUGGCCGCCACGGGGUCCACCCAGGCUGCCUUCGAUGCCAGUGUCUCAGCCCCUUCCGAGGGCAUUCCUCAGGGAGCAUCCUCCACAACACCCUCAGCCCCGCGGGCCCCGGCCCGCCCCCCCGGGGUCUCAGAAAGCACUGUUUCCCCAACUGAGGAGGAGGCCGUGGCCACCCCCACCGUGACCAACAGGGUACCCAGUCCUCUCUCCACAGUCAUGUCCACGGCCACAGGGAACUUCCUCAACCGCCUGGUCCCUGCAGGCACCUGGAAGCCUGGAACAGCAGGGAACAUCUCCCACGUGGCCGAAGAGAACAAACCCCAGCACAGAGCCACCAUCUGCCUGAGCAAGAUGGACAUCGCCUGGGUGAUCCUGGCCAUCAGCGUGCCCAUCUCCUCCUGCUCCGUCUUGCUGACAGUGUGCUGCCUGAGGAGGAAGAAGAAGACGGCCAACCCGGAGAACAACCUGAGCUACUGGAACAACGCCAUUACCAUGGACUACUUCAACAAGCACGCGGUGGAGCUACCUAGGGAGAUCCAGUCCCUCGAAACCUCGGAGGACCAGCUCUCGGAGCCCCGCUCCCCGGCCAACGGCGACUACAGGGACACGGGCAUGGUCCUCGUGAACCCCUUCUGCCAGGAGACCCUGUUUGUGGGGAGCGACCAGGUGUCCGAGAUCUGACUGCAGCAGCCCUCGCUUUGCCGCCCCCUACCUUUUGUCUCUGAAUCAUAAACAUACAAAUAUAUAUUAUGAAUAUAAUCUUUGUGUAACCCUGACUUAAUGAGAAACACAUCAGCUUUUUUUUCCCCCUAAGAAUUGUCAACAUCUUUUUUAUAAGUGUGGUUUAAAAAAAAAAAACACUUUACAGAACGGUCCGUGGCUUUAUAAAAUAAAGGUGUUUCUAAGCAAAGCAGUUUGCAUUGGUUGUUCUCUUAAUAACUGUCCUUGAGCACUUGGGGGUCCCGGCAGCCCCCGGCAGGUGAGGGGGUGUCACAUGCAUGGCCCUUGAGUGAUUCUUGAAGCUCAGGUUCCUCUUGAUUUUGUGUGACCCCUGCCCCCACUCCCCACGCACACCGGUGAAAGGCCACCGGGGGCAGGAGGACGGCAGAUCUCCACACUAACGCAGGAAAGGGGACAGGUCAACCCCCAGCGAGGAGCCCCCUAGGGCCUCACACCGGCACCAUGACUGUCCAGGGUGAUUCCGUCCGGGCAGCCGGGCAGGACCAGCAGCCCUCUGGAAUCCGUGAAGGUCAUCCGCGUCCUGAGGCCACGUCCCCUGACGUCACGCAGCAGGGACCUUGGCUGUGCUGACCACGGGACUGCCUUCCCCCGGUGAGGAAAGGCCCCGCUGCAAGCCCACGCGCGUGCUCUGCAUCACCCGAGUCUGCACCCAACACCCGUGCCUUCCUCCGGAGAGGGUCCCACGCGGCCCCACUGCAGGCUUGAGGAUGCUCGCCCUCCUCAAGGACCACGUGCUUACGGGAGUCCAGCUUCGCUUCCUCGAAAAGCCAUCGGACUGUGUCCCUGAGGAACGUGUCGUGUAAGAAGCCUCCGAGUGUGGAGCUGCCGUUUUCUAAGUCGUCCUCUCUCGACCCCAUAGAAAUGGGAUUGCCCAAGCAGCCACUCAGGAGAAGACUCGGGACGUCCUCUCCAGCACUGCAGACCCGCGUGGGGGUCAGCAAAUGGACUCGCCACCCAGCUCUCAUUCCCGGUGCCCCUUCACGGCGCCCGCCACCCAGGCUGCAACCCGCUGGGCUAGCAGGGGGUCAGACCCUCGGAGACAAGAGGGGCCCCCAGAGAUGGCCGCUUCUCUGUUUGCUCCCCCGUAGGUAGUGGCCGGGACAGAGAUACUGCUUUAACACUUCCUUUCUCUGAAAUAAAAAUAGUUUGAUAGUAUAUAUUUUGAAUAUAGAUGUUCUUAUAGUCAAACUGGGAAUUGAACUUGAAUGUUGAUUCAUAUGUUUAUGUUGUUGCUGUGGUCUUUUUACCAUAACUUCUUUCUUCCCACAUUUCCCUUUAAAAAAAAAAGAUGGCCUUCCAAAACGUGUGUUCUCAGUGUUGUACAAACGUUCGUAACAGGAGUUCGCUGGUUGUCUCUCUCUAAACUCUGCCGACCACAGAGAAGCAGGUCCCGUGUUGCUCUGAGAUUCACUUUCCAGUGUCUGGUUUUCCUCUUCAUCGUAACCCUCCCGUUAGCCGUGGCAUUUACCAUGUCGACGUGUGUGUGUGUGUGUACGGGGAGAAAUCUGUUUGUAAACUAAGAUUUAUAUAUAAUAUAUGUAACAAAGGUACAUAUGUUAUAUAUACCUACGUGGAUGUAUGACUUAUUUUUCCUUAUCGACAG
Messenger RNA from Artibeus jamaicensis (Jamaican fruit-eating bat), 3655 nucleotides. It is a transcript of the gene TMEM108, whose product is annotated as transmembrane protein 108. Gene Ontology annotation, biological process: retrograde axonal transport; postsynaptic density organization; dendrite extension. The transcript has 6 exons. The coding region runs from base 247 to 1992 and encodes 581 amino acids. Gene Ontology annotation, cellular component: postsynaptic density; early endosome; axon. Lineage: Eukaryota; Metazoa; Chordata; Mammalia; Chiroptera; Phyllostomidae. The record is from RefSeq and is a predicted model, not a curated record.